CCCUGGGAGGCCGCUACCGGGGACCCUGUCCCGGGCCCGCUGCUUCCGCGGGCUUCCCGGCCCCGGGCAGCAGCUUCGGCUGUGCCUUCGUCCGCUGACACUCGCAACGCUCGGCUGAGUCACUGGCCGGCGCCCUUCGCUGCUCUCUCUGGCAGGCUGGGGUGGGGGCGGGUGGUCCCUGGACUUCAGCUCUGGCGAGGCCCAGGUUCCUGGGACAGAGUGCUGGCUGGGGCGCACCAUUCAGCGUAGGAGCUCCAAGCCCUGGGCCCACUGCCUCUGGAACACCCAUAGCGACCCGCCUCUUCGUUCCCUUUACCGCUUCUCUGCCCUUGGGCAGGCACCUUAGGCUGAAGAUGGUACCAAGUAGCCCUGCCGCCGCCCUCUUCCUCCUCCUCCGCCACCGUCUCCUCCUCCCCCUUCUCCUCCCUUCUUCAUCUUCUCCUCCUCCCCUCUCCUUUCCUAGCCCAUCCUGGCAUGUCCACAGCCCUCACUCCUGCUUUCUCAUCCCUGGGCAUGUCCUUGUUGUGCCAGCUCAAGCCGUCAAACCCCAGCACCCGUUUGUCCUUUAGGGCCUGGUUUCCCCUAGGCAGCUCCUCUGAUUUCUCCUGCCUCGGGCCUCUCUGGGGGCUGGGGCCUGCUGGGCAGAGCUCAACACCAGGCUUCUCAGUACCUGUCUAGGGCAGCCAGGACAGAAGAGUAAUUGAAUGAGGAGCAGGUUGGGGGGCCUGGAUGGCAUGGGCCUUGUUGGUUUUUAUUCCAGUUCCUGGAAGAGCAAGGGCACCCAGAGUGUCCUGGGCCAGCAAGAGUAUCUGAGGGCUUUUGCAGGGUGGAGACCAGAGAGGAUGGGUGCCUAAAAAAGGGACCAGCCCAUUCCCAGGGACUCCUUGGGUAGCCACACUCCUCCUGGGUUCCACUUUGGGUAUUCAGGUGCAUAAUAAGAAACUCUGGGCUAUAGGCAAGGUGGGUAGCAGUCAUCACCAUGGCCUGGCAGGAUUCCUGUGGGCACCUGGCCCUGGCUGAAGCAAGGACUGGAUACAUCCCCUGUCCUGGUUUUCUGGGGCCGCCUGUUGUGGGGUCUGAAGGAGUUGGCUUGUUGUUACUCUAGCUUUUAAGUCCCCAGGGGGAGGGAAGACGUAGAGAGAGGAUGUAGGCCUGCCUCAGUGCUAGCCCCAAGUUGCUUGUCAGGAAGGCCCCUUCAGGGCCCAGGAGCAGAGGCUAAAACAGUUCCUGCAUCUGAUGGGAGCCUCACACCAGGCUUGAAGAAGAGUACAGUGAUUUGACAGACAGCUGGACGUGCUCAUAGCCUUUUCCUAGGACUGACCCCCCCCCCCCCCGCCCGCUAGGCUGGGUUGAUCUGUGGACCUUCCCAGGUUCCCAUUGGACCAGUUAGACCACAGCGGGGGAUCCUUAGCCUACGGACUUAGAGUGAGGUACCAACAGUGGCUGUCUUUCUCCAGGAGGACAGUCUUUGCUGGGGCCAGAGACACACCCAUGCAAAGCUAAUGAUCUGGAAGGGACUCCAGGACCUCUGCCCUUCCUGCUUCCUUCUCCCAAGUACCGUGCCUCAAUUGCCCUGUUGUUGAGCUGGCUGCACAUGGGACACGGGUCUACCCUGGCGUCCGUAGGAGGCACACCAGUGUUGAGUAGUUGUGGUGGCAGGCUCCAGCAUCACAGUUGGGUGUCCCCUGCUCUCUCCACUCCCCCACCACAGCAAGCACUAGGUUUCAGGGAGGGCAGCUCAGACCCAGGAUUGGCAUGGAGACACUGGGGCGGUGUAGAAGGACUGGGCUUGUCUUGAGGGACAGGGUCCCUAGGUCACUUGCUGUCACCCAGGUAGAACACCUAGGUAUUGCUGAACCUGUGCCGUCUGUAACCAGAUUCCCCUGUGGUGCCCGCCACCUGCCAGCUAGGACUCUUCCUCCUAGCAGCUCAUGCGCAGCCGUUGCUAUAGUGAUAGGGGAGACGGCCUGGCCUGUGCUGCAGUUACUCGGAGGUGCCCAGGGUAGGGCCUGGUAUGGGUAGGGCUGUCUCUUGAACUGUGGCCCCUGUUACCAGCCACUCUGUAUGUGUGAAACACAUUUGUCCUGUGGCCCUGGGUGCACACAUCACCUCCUCAGCUGGCCCUGGGGAGAGGAGGUGGAGGCUGGCACCGGCUGAGGCGGGUGUGGGGUGUGGACACACAGCAGGGUGUUCUGGAUCACAGAGCGCUAUUGUCAGAGCACAGUAGGCAUAGCCAGGGACAGGCUGGGCAUGGCCCCACACCGCUCCUGGGCGGGGGUGGGGCUGGGUGGCGCUUCAGAGUCCGCUUCAGAUGGUGAUGAGGGUGAAGGAGAUCUCUGAUAUUGCAGGGCCCUGGAGAAGGAUGACCUCUGGUGUUGGUGGGUGGGCCUGUCUUUCGUGUGGUCUCAGAGGCAGGAGCUUCCUGGUAUAUCGCCUGGCCUUCAUCUCUGAGCUGAGGUGGGGGCAGGAAUUGAGGAAGCUCUUUUUUUACCGAGAGACACUGGGAGUGGGUCUUGGCUUUUGAGAUCUUCAUCCCGCUGGUCCUCUUCUUCAUCCUGCUGGGGUUGCGGCAGAAGAAGCCCACCAUCUCCGUGAAGGAAGUCUCUUUCUACACUGCAGCACCCCUGACAUCUGCCGGCAUCCUGCCCGUCAUGCAGUCGCUUUGCCCGGAUGGCCAACGUGAUGAGUUUGGCUUCCUGCAAUAUGCCAAUUCCACGGUCACCCAGCUCCUAGAACGCCUCAACCGUGUCGUGGAAGAGGGCAACUUGUUUGACCCAGUGCGACCCAGUCUAGGCUCAGAGCUUGAGGCCCUGCGCCAACAUCUGGAGGCCCUCAGCUCAGGCCCUAGCAUCUGGGAGAGCCGCUCGGCCAGCCCUGCAGUUUCGUCCUUCCCUCUGGACUCGGUGGCCAGGGACCAGAGCGAGCUUUGGCGUUUCCUGACGCAGAACCUGUCACUGCCCAACAGCACAGCCCAGGCCCUCCUGGCUGCCCGUGUGGAUCCUUCCGAGGUCUAUCACUUGCUUUUUGGUCCUUUGCCUGCCCUGGAUGGGAAGUUGGGUUUCCUCAGGAAGCAUGAGCCGUGGAGCCGCCUGGGUAGCAAUCCUCUGUAUCAAAUGGAGGAACUGCUGCUGACUCCUGCCCUCCUGGAGCAGCUCACGUGUGCACCAGGCUCUGGGGAGCUGGGUCGGAUUCUUACCAUGCCUGAGGGUCAUCAGGUAGACCUGCAGGGCUACCGGGAUGCCGUCUGCAGUGGGCCGGCUAUGGCUCGUGCCCAGCGCUUCAGUGAUCUGGCCACUGAACUCCGGAACCAGCUGGACAUGGCCAAGAUUGCCCAGCAGCUGGGCUUGGAUGUCCCGAAUGGCUCAGACCCCCAGCAGCAGACACCAUCCCCACGGAGCCUGCAGGCACUCUUAGGGGACCUGCUGGAUGCCCAGAAAGUUCUGCAGGAUGUGGAUGUCCUGUCAGCCCUUGCCCUGCUGCUGCCCCAGGGUGCCUGUGCUGGUCGGGCCCCUGCACCCCAAGCUAGCGGCCUGACCGGAGUGGCCAACAGCACUGUGACGGGGGCAAGCACAGGUCCCAACAGCACUGCUGAGGAGGGCACCCAGUCACCUGUAACCCCAGCCUCCUCUGACACUCUGCAAGGCCAGUGUUCCGCCUUUGUGCAGCUCUGGGCUGGCUUGCAGCCCAUCUUGUGUGGCAACAACCGCACCAUUGAGCCUGAAGCGCUUCGGAGGGGUAACAUGAGCUCCUUGGGGUUCACAAGCAAAGAGCAGCGAAACCUGGGCCUUCUUGUGCACCUCAUGACCAGCAACCCCAAAAUCCUGUAUGCACCAGCGGGCUCUGAAGCUGACCGUGUUAUCCUCAAGGCCAAUGAGACCUUUGCCUUUGUGGGCAACGUGACGCACUAUGCCGAGGUCUGGCUUAACAUCUCCACGGAGAUCCGAAGCUUCCUGGAGCAAGGCAGGCUGCAGCAGCAUCUACAUUGGCUGCAGCAGUAUGUGGCCGAUCUGCGCCUGCACCCUGAAGCGAUGAACCUGUCCCUGGAGGAGCUGCCACCUGCCCUGCGCCAGGACAACUUCUCACUGCCCAAUGGCACAGCUCUCCUACAGCAACUAGACACAAUUGACAACGCAGCCUGUGGCUGGAUCCAGUUCAUGUCCAAGGUGAGUGUGGACAUCUUCAAGGGUUUUCCUGAUGAGGAGAGUAUUGUCAAUUACACGCUCAACCAGGCCUACCAGGAUAACGUCACAGUGUUUGCCAGCGUGAUCUUCCAGACCCGGAAGGAUGGCUCCCUCCCUCCCCACGUGCAUUACAAGAUUCGCCAGAACUCAAGCUUCACCGAGAAAACCAAUGAGAUCCGACGUGCUUAUUGGCGCCCGGGGCCCAACACUGGUGGCCGCUUCUACUUCCUCUAUGGCUUCGUCUGGAUCCAGGACAUGAUGGAGCGUGCCAUCAUCAACACUUUUGUGGGGCAUGACGUGGUGGAGCCUGGCAACUACGUGCAGAUGUUCCCGUACCCCUGCUACACACGUGAUGACUUCCUGUUUGUCAUCGAGCACAUGAUGCCACUCUGCAUGGUGAUCUCUUGGGUCUACUCCGUGGCCAUGACCAUUCAGCAUAUCGUGGCAGAGAAAGAACAUCGGCUCAAGGAGGUGAUGAAGACGAUGGGCCUGAACAACGCCGUGCACUGGGUGGCCUGGUUCAUCACAGGCUUUGUACAGCUGUCCAUCUCCGUGACGGCUUUGACGGCCAUCCUCAAGUAUGGUCAGGUGCUCAUGCACAGCCACGUGCUCAUCAUCUGGCUCUUCCUCGCGGUCUAUGCUGUGGCCACGAUCAUGUUCUGCUUCCUGGUGUCUGUGCUGUACUCCAAGGCUAAGUUGGCGUCAGCCUGUGGCGGCAUCAUCUACUUCCUGAGCUAUGUUCCCUACAUGUAUGUGGCAAUCCGUGAGGAAGUGGCCCAUGAUAAAAUCACGGCCUUCGAGAAGUGCAUUGCGUCCCUGAUGUCCACAACAGCCUUUGGCCUGGGCUCCAAGUACUUUGCGCUGUAUGAGGUGGCAGGCGUGGGUAUCCAGUGGCAUACAUUCAGCCAGUCCCCGGUGGAAGGGGAUGACUUCAACCUGCUCCUUGCUGUCACCAUGCUUAUGGUGGAUACAGUGGUCUACGGCGUCCUCACUUGGUACAUUGAGGCUGUGCACCCAGGCAUGUAUGGGCUGCCCCGGCCCUGGUACUUCCCACUGCAGAAGUCCUAUUGGCUGGGCAGUGGGCGGACAGAGGCUUGGGAGUGGAACUGGCCAUGGGCGCACACACCACGCCUCAGCGUUAUGGAGGAAGACCAAGCCUGUGCCAUGGAGAGCCGGCACUUUGAGGAGACGCGCGGUAUGGAGGAGGAGCCCACCCACCUGCCCUUGGUCGUCUGUGUGGACAAGCUCACCAAGGUCUACAAGAACGACAAGAAGCUGGCCUUAAACAAACUGAGCCUCAAUCUCUAUGAGAACCAGGUGGUCUCUUUCCUAGGCCAUAACGGGGCUGGCAAGACCACUACCAUGUCUAUCCUGACUGGACUGUUCCCACCCACGUCGGGCUCAGCCACUAUCUAUGGGCACGACAUCCGCACAGAGAUGGAUGAGAUCCGCAAGAACCUGGGCAUGUGCCCGCAGCACAAUGUGCUCUUCGACCGACUCACUGUGGAGGAACACCUCUGGUUCUACUCACGCCUCAAGAGCAUGGCGCAAGAGGAGAUCCGCAAAGAGAUGGACAAGAUGAUUGAGGACUUGGAGCUCUCCAAUAAACGGCAUUCCCUGGUGCAGACGCUGUCUGGAGGCAUGAAGCGCAAGCUCUCGGUGGCCAUUGCCUUUGUGGGUGGCUCCAGGGCCAUUAUCUUGGAUGAGCCCACCGCCGGCGUGGACCCCUAUGCUCGCCGUGCCAUCUGGGACCUCAUCCUGAAGUACAAGCCAGGCCGCACCAUCCUCCUGUCCACCCACCACAUGGAUGAGGCCGACCUGCUGGGGGACCGAAUUGCCAUCAUCUCCCACGGCAAGCUCAAGUGCUGCGGCUCUCCCCUCUUUCUCAAGGGUGCCUACGGUGAUGGGUACCGCCUCACGUUGGUCAAGCGGCCUGCAGAGCCUGGCACCUCCCAAGAGCCAGGGCUGGUCUCCAGCCCCCCAGGUCGUGCUCAGCUGAGCAGCUGCUCGGAGCCCCAGGUGUCCCAGUUCAUCCGCAAGCAUGUGGCCUCUUCCUUGCUGGUCUCAGACACGAGCACAGAACUCUCCUACAUCCUGCCCAGUGAGGCUGUCAAGAAGGGGGCCUUCGAGCGCCUCUUCCAGCAACUGGAGCACAGCCUGGAUGCAUUGCAUCUGAGCAGUUUUGGGCUGAUGGAUACAACCCUGGAGGAGGUAUUCCUCAAGGUGUCUGAGGAGGACCAGUCCCUGGAGAACAGUGAGGCUGAUGUGAAGGAAUCCCGGAAGGAUGUGUUGCCUGGGGCAGAGGGCCUGACAACUGUGGAGGGUCAAGCUGGCAACCUGGCUCGGUGCUCAGAGCUAGCCCAGUCACAGGCAUCGCUGCUGUCUGCAUCCUCUGUGGGCUCUACCCGCGGUGAGGAGGGCACUGGCUACGCCGAUGUCUACGGUGACUACCGUCCCCUCUUUGACAACUUGCAGGACCCAGACAAUGUCAGCUUACAAGAGGCCGAAAUGGAGGCCCUGGCUCGGGUAGGCCAGGGCAGCCGCAAGCUGGAGGGCUGGUGGCUGAAGAUGCGGCAGUUCCACGGGCUCCUGGUGAAACGCUUCCACUGUGCUCGCCGAAACUCAAAAGCUCUCUGCUCUCAGAUUCUGCUGCCUGCCUUCUUUGUCUGUGUGGCCAUGACCGUAGCAUUGUCUGUCCCUGAGAUCGGCGACCUGCCUCCACUGGUCCUGUCACCUUCUCAAUACCACAACUACACCCAGCCCCGUGGCAACUUCAUCCCCUAUGCUAAUGAGGAACGCAGGGAGUACCGAUUACGGCUGUCACCUGAUGCUAGCCCCCAGCAGUUGGUGAGCACGUUUCGGCUACCCUCUGGUGUGGGUGCCACUUGUGUACUCAAGUCUCCUGCCAAUGGCUCCCUGGGGCCCAUGCUGAACCUUAGCAGUGGAGAGUCCCGCCUGCUGGCCGCACGGUUCUUCGACAGCAUGUGCCUGGAGUCCUUCACACAGGGACUGCCGCUCUCCAACUUUGUGCCACCCCCACCCUCACCCGCCCCUUCCGACUCACCCGUGUCCCUGGAUGAGGACUCACUCCAGGCCUGGAACACCUCCCUGCCGCCUACCAGCGGACCAGAGACAUGGACAUCGGCCCCUUCUCUGCCACGCCUCGUGCGUGAGCCUGUCCGCUGUACCUGCUCUACACAGGGCACAGGCUUCUCUUGCCCCAGCAGUGUGGGUGGGCAUCCGCCCCAGAUGAGAGUAGUCACAGGCGACAUCCUGACCGACAUCACCGGCCACAAUGUCUCUGAGUACCUGCUCUUCACAUCUGACCGUUUCCGGCUACACCGAUAUGGAGCCAUUACCUUUGGCAAUGUCCAGAAGUCCAUCCCAGCCUCCUUUGGUGCCCGGGCCCCCCCUAUGGUGCGGAAGAUUGCAGUGCGAAGGGUGGCCCAGGUGCUCUACAAUAACAAGGGCUACCACAGCAUGCCCACCUACCUCAACAGCCUCAACAAUGCCAUCUUGCGUGCAAACUUGCCCAAGAACAAGGGUAACCCAGCAGCCUAUGGCAUCACCGUCACCAACCACCCCAUGAACAAGACCAGUGCUAGCCUCUCCCUGGAUUACCUGCUGCAGGGCACAGAUGUGGUCAUUGCCAUCUUUAUCAUCGUGGCCAUGUCCUUCGUGCCAGCCAGUUUCGUGGUCUUCCUGGUGGCGGAAAAAUCCACUAAGGCCAAGCACUUGCAGUUCGUCAGCGGGUGCAACCCUGUCAUCUACUGGCUAGCCAACUACGUGUGGGACAUGCUCAAUUACCUGGUCCCGGCCACCUGCUGUGUCAUCAUCCUCUUUGUGUUUGACCUCCCGGCUUACACAUCGCCCACCAACUUCCCAGCGGUGCUCUCCCUGUUCCUGCUCUAUGGGUGGUCCAUCACACCCAUCAUGUACCCAGCCUCCUUCUGGUUUGAGGUCCCCAGCUCAGCCUACGUGUUCCUCAUCGUCAUCAACCUUUUCAUCGGCAUCACAGCCACUGUGGCCACCUUCCUUCUGCAGCUCUUUGAGCAUGACAAGGAUCUGAAGGUUGUCAACAGCUACCUGAAAAGUUGCUUCCUCAUCUUCCCCAACUACAACCUGGGCCAUGGACUCAUGGAGAUGGCCUACAAUGAGUACAUCAACGAAUACUAUGCCAAGAUUGGCCAGUUUGACAAGAUGAAGUCCCCAUUUGAGUGGGACAUUGUCACACGUGGACUGGUGGCCAUGACAGUUGAGGGCUUCGUGGGAUUCUUCCUCACAAUCAUGUGCCAGUAUAACUUCCUGCGGCAGCCACAACGCCUGCCUGUGUCUACUAAACCUGUGGAGGAUGACGUGGAUGUGGCCAGUGAGCGGCAGAGAGUGCUCCGUGGGGAUGCUGACAACGACAUGGUCAAGAUUGAGAACCUGACCAAGGUGUACAAGUCUCGGAAGAUUGGCCGUAUCCUGGCAGUGGACCGCCUGUGCCUGGGUGUGCGCCCCGGAGAAUGCUUUGGGCUCCUCGGUGUCAAUGGAGCAGGGAAGACCAGCACCUUCAAGAUGCUGACCGGUGACGAGAGCACGACAGGGGGCGAGGCCUUUGUCAAUGGACACAGUGUGCUCAAGGACCUGCUUCAGGUGCAGCAGAGCCUUGGCUACUGCCCACAGUUCGAUGCCCUGUUUGACGAGCUCACAGCUCGGGAACACCUACAGCUGUACACACGGCUGCGUGGCAUCCCCUGGAAGGAUGAAGCAAAGGUGGUGAAGUGGGCCCUGGAGAAGCUGGAACUGACAAAGUAUGCAGACAAGCCAGCUGGCACCUACAGUGGUGGCAACAAGCGGAAGCUAUCCACAGCCAUUGCUCUCAUCGGGUACCCUGCCUUCAUCUUCCUGGAUGAGCCCACUACUGGCAUGGACCCUAAGGCCAGGCGCUUCCUGUGGAACCUCAUUCUGGACCUCAUCAAGACAGGACGCUCAGUGGUGCUGACGUCACACAGCAUGGAGGAGUGUGAGGCUCUGUGCACGCGGCUGGCCAUCAUGGUGAACGGACGACUGCGCUGCCUGGGCAGCAUCCAGCACCUCAAGAAUAGGUUUGGGGAUGGCUACAUGAUCACUGUGAGGACCAAAAGCAGCCAGAAUGUGAAGGACGUGGUACGGUUCUUCAACCGGAACUUCCCAGAGGCCAUGCUCAAGGAACGGCAUCACACUAAGGUGCAGUACCAGCUCAAGUCAGAGCACAUCUCCCUGGCUCAGGUGUUCAGCAAGAUGGAGCAGGUAGUGGGUGUGCUCGGCAUUGAGGACUACUCUGUCAGCCAGACCACCCUGGACAAUGUGUUUGUGAACUUUGCCAAGAAGCAGAGUGACAACGUGGAGCAACAAGAGGCUGAACCCUCGACCUUGCCGUCCCCCCUUGGACUCCUCAGCCUGCUGAGGCCCCGCUCUACACCCACGGAGCUCCGGGCACUGGUGGCUGAUGAGCCUGAGGACCUGGACACAGAGGAUGAGGGCCUCAUCAGCUUUGAGGAAGAGCGGGCCCAGCUCUCCUUCAACACGGACACGCUCUGCUGACCAUCAAGAACCAAGUCAGGGAUGCACCUGUGGGGGGCAGAAGUCAGGCGGUGGCUGUCGUCACACACGCCAGGCCCUGGAAAGGCAGGUUCAGGACCAAAGGGCUCCCGCCCUCCUCCCAGCUACCACCAUCCUUGCCUCGUCCUGCGGUCACUCUGGCCGCCCUCCCCGAAUUGUGCCAAAGGCUGGCCUGGCCCUGGGCUGCACAUACCCUCACCCUGCUUUGCCUUAAAGCCUUGGGUCUUGGCCCAGCCCCUUACCCCACCCGGCACCAUCCACCUUCCCGGGGUGACAUGGGCUGCCCCAGGCAUCCUGUGACCCUUCUCUGCAGCGGCCCCGAGUCUACCCAGGCCAGCAUCUUGCACAGAUGUCUUUUCAUGGACAUCCCUGACUGCAGGAGGGGGCUGGGCAGCUUGCCUACUUACUUUGCUUUAAGAGCCUCCCUCGCUCUGCUGUUGUGAAGAAGGUAGGCCACCCACGGGAAGCCAUGCGUGUGGUUGUCUCAGGCCUGGUGGAAGAGCAGGAAUGGAGAAGCUGGGCUUGCUGGCCAGGCGAGGGGCCACUGCUCCCUCCCUGUCCCCCCAAGCUGCCUUUGCUCUCUCAUCCAGCUUGGCCCUUCCCGCCACCCACCUGGGAGCGGGACCUUGUAUAUAGCGCACAGAUGUUUGUUUUCAAUAAAUAAGCGAAAAAAG
Microtus ochrogaster (prairie vole) is the source of this 10441-nucleotide messenger RNA. RefSeq names its product ATP binding cassette subfamily A member 2 (gene Abca2). The record is from RefSeq and is a predicted model, not a curated record. The coding region runs from base 2652 to 9749 and encodes 2365 amino acids. Gene Ontology annotation, cellular component: membrane; intracellular membrane-bounded organelle. Gene Ontology annotation, molecular function: ABC-type transporter activity; lipid carrier activity; ATP hydrolysis activity. Gene Ontology annotation, biological process: transmembrane transport; lipid transport. NCBI's taxonomy places the organism in Eukaryota, Metazoa, Chordata, Mammalia, Rodentia, Cricetidae. The transcript is spliced from 49 exons.